AUGGCGUUGAAUAAGUACAUCGGCAUCAUUUUCUUCGGCGCAUCACUACUGACAUAUGUUUAUGCAUCCGGUUGCCCAUACGCGUACGUUUACCAUCAGCCUAGUCGCCUGUGCUACAAGGCCUUCGACGACACGGCAACCUACAACGGGUCAGUCAGUAGGUGUUCUUUAGACGGGGGAACCCUUGCCAUGCCCCGCGACACUGCGACCAACGAGUUCCUAGUCGGUCUGAAAAAUGCCGUUGACAACAACGCGAGGUUCCGUUUUGGGCUGACUGAUCACCACCAGGAGGGAGUUUGGAUGUGGAACGAUAACGUUCCUCUGGGCGACUUCAGACCUUGGGGUCCAGGAGAACCCAACAGCGACGGUAACGAGGACUGUGCCGAGUACUGGCCCGGAAACCAUAUGCAUCCCAACACAUGGAACGAUGGACCGUGUACCCAGGCCGACAGGAAGUUCAUCUGUCAAGUAUCUCCAUUUGGUCACCCUUUCGACAGGUUCCUAAGAUUCAGUGGGUCUGCAUUGACUGGAUUUAACGACAUGACGUUGGGGUUUCUGGGCCCAGGAGAAAGUGAAGAAAGUGACAAUCUAACAAUACACACCAUCGCGUGGGCAGAGUCCGAGAGUCUGAAGUCAGGAGAGUCUGUGGUGCCAGGCUACGACACAUCCACCAGGCCGAUUCAGGAGGAGGAAACUCUACAUAUCGUGACAUCUGUGUACAUUCGGCAGGUCGGCCGUUUGAACGAGGAACACGCGAACAUGUCCGUGACGGUGGAGUACACGCUGUCCUGGUACGACCCGAGGCUGCAGGGGAUCGCCACCACCUGGGUGCCCGUGCCGCGGUCCAUGAUCUGGCUGCCGCCGCUGAUGUUCGGGACGUCCGUCCGCCGCGCCGCGCCCGUUCACGACGACACACCGGCCUGGGUCAACUACGACGGACUCACCGUCUGCAAGAUAACGCGGAAGUUACAUGUGUCCUGCCCCGUAGUGCUGAAGAAGUACCCUUUUGACAACCAGACAUGCAGUAUCAAACUGCACGCAUAUAACGGGCUGAGGUUACAUCUGAUGGCGUCUGACGAUGUCCGAUACGCGGCCGUUAAAACAGACGCCACCGGUGUGGUGUCACAGUUCGAACUGACGGGGGCUGACGUACAGGCAUCCCUCAACCCUCACCUCAAUUCAACAGGUGCAAACGGUUACACCACAUUGGAGGUUCGUCUCCGUAUGACCCGUCGCCUGUCCAGCUACGCCUUCAGACUGUUCCUCCCGUCCGCAGCUGUGGUGGUCGCCGCGUACCUGCAGCUCUGGCUCCCGCUGCAGACCUCCGUCAUCGCCGGCAGGAUCACACUCGGCAUCACCGGCUUCCUAACCGUCAUCGUGAAGGGCAGCGCCACCGGAGCUGUGUCCUGGGUUAACGAAACAAGAGCGAUUGACAUCUGGUUCAGCGGCUGCCAGAUCGUCGUCAUUCUCAUGUUCCUGGAGACAAUCAUCGUCUACUUCGUCCGGUGUCGACUGGAAGAAAAACAUCAGAAGAAGAAAGCAGAGCAAGAGAAAAAUCUGGAAGCGUCAGACAAACCUGAGCGGUCCAGGGAACGUGCCCCCACCGGUACCGACCAGGGUCUUCAACGGACCCCUUCCCGCAUACCAAGAGCCACGCUGACUAACCCGCAGACGAUCAUGUGGCACAAGCUGCCCGACGGACGGUGGAUCGUCAUCCCGAGGCCCCCUGGCGGCGAGUUGGCAAACGCCAUGCUGAUGACGUCAAUCAAGGCACGCUGGCGGGAGGGGCCAGACGGACAGUACAGGAUGGUUUCAACUGACGAACCCGUCAUCGGUCAACCAAUCAACAUCCCCCGUCCUAAGCUGAGAGUCAGGCCAACCGUGGCGUGGGAGAGAAAGAUGGACGGAGGGUGGAGAGUCGUGCACUACCCCGUUUAUCCAUUCGACCAGUUCCUACUAUUUAACAACUGGGCUAUCCUGGGUAAUGACGAUGACAUCCUCGGUUCUGUGACAGAAGAGCAAUGCCUCCUGGCGUGUCUUCAGGGAACUGCAAGGGUUCUAAUCGUUAUUGAUGAGUGUGCAGGGUCUACCCACGGCUGCUCCCAUGGGUGUGUGGAUGAGUUGGAUGGGUUCCACUGUGCUUGUCCGACGGGCUUGGUAAUGGGCCAGGACACACGAAAUUGUAUCGAUGUCGAUGAAUGUAGCCAAAAUCGUGGAGGGUGUGGAGUGACCGAGGACUGUGUGAACGUCUUUGGUUCCUUCUACUGUGCUUGUCCUGGUGGAAGUCCCUACCUGGUGGAUAGCUCCACAUGUUCAGCCUGCCAGCACAGAGACACAGACAAUCUGGAUGCUGUAUACCUGUGGGACCUUCCGCCCAUCACAUCUCCGUAUGUAGUAAAGGUUAAAGCCAACAAUCCGGUCUACAUGGCUUUGUCCAGCGAGAAUACAGACACAGACUCCAUGGUUCAAAUUACCAUCGGCCCAGUAAGCAGCAUCGGUCAAGGAACAGACCUCACGACGGCUGCCACCCCGAUGAACGGCGACUGGUCGGAGUGGGGUAGCUGGACUCCGUGUGACGCCGCCUGUGGUUUCGGUAUGAAGGCGCGGACCCGGACCUGUACUAACCCGCUACCCGUACACGUGCUGGGCGGUACCUGCAUCGGGCCAGCGGCAGGGUCACUCAUGUGUUACGUACCCGGGGUGUGCUCAGGAGGAAUGGACGUUGCAUCGACUGUCCACAUCCUCAACAUUGGCUCUCUGUCAGAGAAACAUGCGAAUAUAUCUAUCAGAGUGCAGUACGUGUUAUCGUGGAUUGACAGCCGUCUGUUCGGGCUGGCCCCCUCCUGGGUUCCCGUGCCGCCGACCUUACUCUGGUCCCCGCCGCUGGCCUUCGGGCAGUCCGUCCGCGCGGCUGCCGCAGAGGAGGAGGGGGACAACUCCAUGUGGCUGGACCCACGCGGACUUAUUGUCUACAAAAUAACACGUCGUCUGAGAGUGAGCUGCGUAGCCGAGCUGGACAGAUAUCCACUGGAUACACAGGUCUGCAAAGUGGCUCUGCUGGGAUAUAAUGGAAUAAGGCUUCGGCUACAGCCGUCCGUAAAAGUCGCCCGUGCACCUAUGAAAGCCGACGCUACAGGAGUGACGCCACAGUUCACGUUUAUUGAGGUGGAAGAGAGCGCGACGUUUCAAUCAUUCAUUGGCAAUAAUGAAACAGGUGCGGGCUGUGAGUUCUUCCACCAAGUGUGUGAUUACCUGCUGGAGCCAUGUAUGACGUCACUCUCAGACACAUGCGAGGCGGAGAACUGUGACAACUGCAGGCUCGUACUGGGAACGUGUCAAUACAACAUGGCCUCCUGUCAUAACUACAUCAACGACACUAGUGCGUUCACAUCGCUGGAGCUGCGCAUGCGCCUCCGUAGAGUCACGUGGCGGUACAUCCUGACGGCCUACCUCCCGUCCGUGGUUAUCGUUGUGACGUCAUAUCUACAAAUAUGGCUGUCACCUGAGCAGUCCACCAUAUCCGGACGGGUUGCGCUGGGCACUAUGGCAGUGUUGUCGAUGGUCGCUCAGACUGGCAAAACAGCCCGAAUGCCUUGGGUAGAAAGACCGAGGGCCAUAGACAUCUGGAUGCUGGGAUGUUUAUCUUUUGUGACCGUGGCCCUGCUGGAAACGGCUGUUGUGAACUACAUAUCUACAUAUUUACAAGACAAGGAACAGAUGAAGAUUCGCCAAGAACAGAGAGGCAAAGAGCUGAACCCUCCCAUCAGGAUUCCACGGCCGGGGCUGAGAGACCCAACAACACCAGCUAGUGGCCAGCAUGAGCUGCGAAGAAGCAGCAUUUCAACAGGAGAUACCCACGUGUCCAUCCCCAGGGCACGACUCCAGGUCCCACCCGGCGUCUGUUGGCACCAACUCCCGGACAAGGAAUGGGUGAUCGUCCUUAAAAAGAAAGCCAAGACCAACAGCGAAAAUGCCGGUGACAAGGGUGAAGGACGAAGAAAAAGUGACGGAAAUUCGGUAGUUUCUUACAUCCCAGAUUCAUGUAUUUCGAGCAGUGAUUACGAAGACUUUCCCGACUUUGAUCCUAGAGCAUUCAAACCCAGCGCAGCUGAAAGGGCAGACAGUCUGGCAAAGAGGUUGCGGAUACGUGACGAAGACUUCUACCUUUAG
This is a messenger RNA of Branchiostoma belcheri (Belcher's lancelet), 4170 nucleotides long. RefSeq lists its product as uncharacterized. Gene Ontology annotation, cellular component: membrane; synapse; neuron projection. Gene Ontology annotation, molecular function: extracellular ligand-gated monoatomic ion channel activity; calcium ion binding; transmembrane signaling receptor activity. The record is from RefSeq and is a predicted model, not a curated record. The coding region runs from base 1 to 4170 and encodes 1389 amino acids. NCBI's taxonomy places the organism in Eukaryota, Metazoa, Chordata, Leptocardii, Amphioxiformes, Branchiostomatidae. Gene Ontology annotation, biological process: chemical synaptic transmission; regulation of membrane potential; nervous system process. The transcript is spliced from 25 exons.